Canis lupus familiaris (dog) is the source of this 3898-nucleotide messenger RNA. It is a transcript of the gene PRMT3, whose product is annotated as protein arginine methyltransferase 3. Bases 111 to 1730 code for a protein of 539 amino acids. The record is from RefSeq and is a predicted model, not a curated record. Gene Ontology annotation, biological process: peptidyl-arginine methylation. NCBI's taxonomy places the organism in Eukaryota, Metazoa, Chordata, Mammalia, Carnivora, Canidae. Gene Ontology annotation, cellular component: nucleus. Gene Ontology annotation, molecular function: protein-arginine N-methyltransferase activity. The transcript has 16 exons.
CCGGGCGCCGGGGAGUCCGGCCGCGUUCCCUGCCCGCCGCGCGCUCGCGUUCGCGCUCGCCCCCGCCCCCGCCCCCUUCCCCGCCCCCGUACGCGGGCUUCCCCGCCGCCAUGUGCUCGUUAGCGUCGGGCGCCGCGGGCGGCCGGGGCGCCGCGGCGGCGGAGGACGAGCUGCCGGAGCUGUCGGACAGCGGGGACGAGGCCGCCUGGGAGGACGACGACGAGGACGAGGACGGGGCCGGGGCGGAGGCGGCGCUCCCGCACGACCAGCAGCAGACGCCCUGCCUGUUCUGCCACAGGUUAUUUAUAUCUGCCGAAGAAACGUUUUCACACUGUAAGUCUGAGCAUCAAUUUCAUAUUGAUAACAUGGUCCAUAAACAUGGACUUGAAUUUUAUGGAUACAUUAAACUAAUAAAUUUUAUUAGACUUAAGAAUCCUACAGUUGAGUAUAUGAAUUCCAUCUACAACCCAGUGCCUUGGGAGAAAGAAGAGUAUUUGAAGCCAGUAUUAGAAGAUGACUUAUUACUUCAAUUUGAUGUAGAAGAUCUUUAUGAACCAGUGUCAGUCCCAUUCUCAUAUCCCAAUGGCCUCAAUGAAAACACAUCCGUUGUUGAAAAAUUGAAACAUAUGGAAGCCAGGGCACUGUCUGCUGAAGCUGCAUUAGCUAGAGCACGUGAGGAUCUGCAAAAAAUGAAACAAUUUGCUCAGGAUUUUGUGAUGAACGCAGAUGUCAGAACCUGCUCGUCAUCUACUACUGCCAUUGCAGACCUCCAGGAAGAUGAGGAUGGUGUUUAUUUCAGCUCAUACGGGCAUUAUGGGAUACAUGAAGAAAUGCUAAAGGACAAAGUGCGAACAGAAAGUUACCGAGAUUUUAUAUACCAAAAUCCACAUAUCUUCAAAGACAAGGUAGUUUUGGAUGUUGGUUGUGGAACUGGAAUUCUCUCUAUGUUUGCAGCUAAAGCUGGGGCAAAGAAGGUUCUUGGAGUUGAUCAGUCUGAAAUACUUUACCAGGCAAUGGAUAUCAUAAGACUAAAUAAACUUGAAGAUACUAUUACACUAAUUAAAGGAAAAAUUGAAGAAGUUUGCCUUCCUGUAGAAAAAGUGGAUGUUGUUAUAUCUGAGUGGAUGGGCUAUUUUCUUCUUUUUGAAUCUAUGUUAGAUUCUGUCCUUUAUGCAAAGAACAAGUACUUGGCAAAAGGAGGAUCGGUCUACCCUGAUAUUUGUACUAUCAGCCUUGUGGCAGUAAGUGAUAUGAAUAAACAUGCUGAUCGAAUUGCGUUUUGGGAUAAUGUCUAUGGCUUCAACAUGUCUUGUAUGAAGAAAGCAGUUAUUCCAGAAGCUGUUGUGGAAGUUUUAGAUCCGAAGACUCUGAUUUCAGAUGCUUGUAGUAUUAAGCAAAUAGAUUGCCAUACAACAUCUGUCUCAGCUUUGGAGUUUUCUUCAGAUUUUACCCUGCAAAUUACAAAGACAUCCAUGUGCACGGCAAUUGCUGGCUACUUUGAUAUAUAUUUUGAGAAGAAUUGUCACAGCAGGGUCGUGUUCUCCACGGGCCCCCAGAGUGCCAGAACACACUGGAAACAAACAAUAUUUCUAUUGGAAAAGCCAUUUUCGGUUAAAGCAGGUGAAGCCUUGAAAGGAAAGAUCACAGUCCACAAGAAUAAGAAAGAUCCACGUUCUCUCAUUGUGACUCUCACAUUGAAUAAUUCAACUCAAACUUACGGUCUCCAGUGAAAAAGCUACAAAAGCACAACUAACUUUCGGUUCUUACUGUGAGGGUGGGAUAUGGAUAGGGGGUGGAAAGAGAGUUUUUUGGUGAACAUAUGGAUGCUGGAUCCUUCGAAUGAGCCUCCUCAAUAGGAGCCUCCUCUAAUGUGCCUCCUCAGAGACACAUGGUAGGAAUCUGAUAAAAUUCAGUUUAGAAAGGGAACCAACUGAUCCUAGUGGACCACCUACAUAAUCAGUCUUCGAAGUCUAGUCAGCAAGAUUUUACUAAAUGUAACCCCUACAUUGAGGUUAGCUAUAUUGGAAACCAUUUAAAUAGGCCUAAAUAUGAAACAGAGAUAGUCUUCUGUUAUUUUUAAUGUUUCUUACUAUAAAUUUUAAACACCAGUAACUGAUCAGUUACUUGGAUGUUUUAUUCAAUUAGUAACUAUACACAAGCUAUUAUACAUUUUAUUGCAGAUUUCUACCCUGAAGAGUAGUUUUUCAUUGUAUUAUUUGCUAGAAUAUCAAUAUAAUUAAAGAGCAAGUGGGAGAGACUAAAAUAUGGAAAAGAGCAUCACACAAAUAAUAUUUGAAAGACAGCUUAGUUGAUCAUGCUCUAGUUCUGAAUGUUUCAUUUUGUAGCUUCUUUCCUCUUUGCGAAUAUUCUUUUGCUAUAUAGUUUUCUAGUACUAUCCAGGAAAUCUAACUUCAAUACAUUUAUCCUAGGUUUCAUACAAGUUUUUAAAGGGAAAAAUAAGUACUUAUUUACUAAUAUGACAUCUUUUUCACACCAAAUUUAUGUGCAGAGUUAAACAUGUAACUGAUAAUAUACUUAUAGUUGUGUUAUUUAUAGUUGUUGACUCAAUUUGAAAUGCAGAAUAGAAAAUAUUCAAUAAAAUGUGUACAACCAUUAGCAUUAUAAAAUGGUAUUUUUAACAUAUAAAGUCUUUUAUAAAAUCAGAAGCAUUUAAAACAAGUCUUAAAGGAAUCAUCUUUAAGAAAAUAAGGAUUUAAGGACAGCUGGGUCAUAUAGUUUUCAGUUCAACAGCUAGUUCUUUUUCAAAAUAAGACAUACACAAGACAUACAUAGCAUAGUGUUGAGCAGUACAAGCUCUGGAGUCCGUUUCUAGGUGCAGGCUCUGGUGACAGCUCAUACUUGCUGUCUGGCCUUAGUCCUGUUCCUUAACCUCUCUCUCCCUCUAUGAAUGUGCCAGUUUAUGAGUUAAUACAUUUCAACUACUUCAACCGGUGCCAGACACCUAGAAGACACUUAGUAAGGUGAUGGUAUCGUCAUCAUGCAGUCAAGGAUCCCUUUCAUGGAAUAUGUGGUAUCUACAUUAGAUUUUUUGGGAAUUGUUCCCUCAUCAAAUACUACCCUUAAGUACAUGAAUGUGUGGGGAGAUUUCAAGGAAAUUAAUAUAGCAAAAACUAUUCAAAAAUUGUCUUUUGGUCUUACAGAACUGGACUUGUAGCAAUGGGAAAAUUAACCCCUUCAAAUGAUGUGUUUUAGACCAUAGUCUCUUAAGUCUUCUUCUAUAAGCAUGAUUUGUUUUCACGGAGUUAAAACCAACCAGCUUGUAUUUGAAUUUAGAAUAUUACUAGAAAUGUGUGGUGCUGAUAAUAUACCUCAAAGUACUUUAAAUUUUGUCUGGAAUGAUUUCAUGUACAAAUUCGAGUAUGGUAAGGCGAUAAGAAUAAGGAAGAUUUCCAUAAAAAGAUUUCAUGACUAUUUAAAGUAACCAAAAACCAUCUAUUUUGUUUUGUUUUUAUUUCAUGUAAGUGCAUACCAAAUAUUUUUUACUAUUUAAAAAAGUAUUUCCCAAACUGAUAUUUUUGAAAACUCUUGUUUGAUUUGUAUAGGAUUUUCACCCAAUGGCUCCUUUGAUUUUCUCCUGGUUAUAAAUAACCCAACUAUAGUUGGUAGAUCUCUGUUCUUUUCCAUUUGCCUUCCUAGGCUAAAACAUCCUAAUGUGUGUGCCUAAACAUUUUAUGAGAAUAGGAGAGUCCAAAUGUUAGCUCUUCAAUUAGAAUUUCAGCUGUUAAACUGCUACAAAUAAUUAAAAACUUCCUAGCCCUUGACAAUGAUAAAUACACUAUCCUUUCAUGCUGUGGCAUAUACACAUAUAUGGAGAGCAAACUACUCUGUUCCAAGGAUUUUAUUUCAUUUCCAUUAAAAGAAUACAUUUUUCCUCCUA